AUGUUGACAACGGAAACAAAUGUAGUCGGGGGAGUGCCAAAAAUUAUUCAGGAAGAGUUAUUGGUCCAAAUUCCAAACGAAGACGUUCAACCUGUUGUGAAUUUAAAUAAUGACCAGAUGAGUGCUUACAAUAUAAUUAUGAACACCAUCCACCAAAAACAAGGUCAAAUUUUUGUUGUUGAUGGUCUUGGAGGGACAGGUAAAACUUUCCUUUAUCAAACUAUAAUGGUAAAUUUGAGGCGUAAUAAUGAAAUUGUCUUAGCAACCACUUCCUCCGGCAUAGCUGCUACAUUAUUACCUGGUGGUAGAACUGCACACUCUCGAUUUGGGAUCCCCAUUGAUAUAGAGCCCCAUUCUAUUUGCAAAAUAGCAAAGAAUUCUGACCUUGCAAAACUCAUUAGAAUAACCAAUGCAAUCAUUUGGGAUGAAGCACCCAUGAUAAAUAAAUAUUGUGUAGAAGCAUUAGAUCGGUCACUUCAAGACAUCAUGAAUAACAAUGCUUCAUUUGAUUGA
Lathyrus sativus (Indian pea) is the source of this 513-nucleotide messenger RNA. The record is from the annotation of a GenBank genome assembly. Lineage: Eukaryota; Viridiplantae; Streptophyta; Magnoliopsida; Fabales; Fabaceae.